Messenger RNA from Athene cunicularia (burrowing owl), 3309 nucleotides. RefSeq names its product PRELI domain containing 3B (gene PRELID3B). The coding region runs from base 123 to 644 and encodes 173 amino acids. Gene Ontology annotation, biological process: phospholipid transport. NCBI's taxonomy places the organism in Eukaryota, Metazoa, Chordata, Aves, Strigiformes, Strigidae. Gene Ontology annotation, molecular function: phosphatidic acid transfer activity. The transcript has 5 exons. The record is from RefSeq and is a predicted model, not a curated record. Gene Ontology annotation, cellular component: mitochondrial intermembrane space.
AUUGAUGUGUUCACACAUCACUCUGUGUUUAAUAGAAAUCCUAUUUAAAAAUGAAGGUGUACAACUUUGUGUCUUGAUUCUGUUUUGGCAGCCACCCCUGGGAAACGGUAACGACGGCUGCCAUGCAGAAAUACCCAAAUCCUAUGAACCCCAGCGUGGUCGGAGUUGAUGUCCUGGACAGACACGUAGACCCCAGUGGGAAGUUGCACAGCCACAGACUCCUCAGCACAGAAUGGGGAAUACCCUCCAUUGUGAAAUCGCUCAUUGGCACGUGCAGAACAAAGACAUACAUUCAGGAGCACUCUGUUGUUGACCCAGUGAAAAAAACAAUGGAGCUUAAAUCUAGUAAUAUUUCAUUUACAAACCUAGUGUCAGUAGAUGAGAGGCUUGUCUAUAAACCACACCCUCACGAACCAGACAAAACCAUUUUGACACAAGAAGCAAUAAUAUCUGUAAAAGGUGUCAGUCUCAGCAGUUAUCUAGAAGGACUAAUGGCAAACACAAUUUCUUCCAAUGCUAAUAAAGGCCGUGAAGCAUUGGAGUGGGUAAUUAAUAGACUGAAUGCCGAAAUUGAAGAGUUCGCAGCUUCAGCGAGAGGAACUAUGAGGAGUUCAAUGGCAGCAGCAGCAUUUGUAGAGAAAUGAUAGUCAUGCACCUGUAUAACUAACAAGGUUUCACAGUGUGAAGCUUUUCUCCACACCUAAAUACAUGUAUCCUUUGUUAUUAAAAGGCAUACCUGUGUAUUAGGCAUGUUUCAAAUUUAAUUUGGAGAAAAGCUGAAUUUGUACUAAUGAGGCUGAUGCACAAAGCCUAGUUAAUAUAUUGGUUCAGCUGGACCGAAUUUCGGUUACAGAUGAAGAAAUAAUUUUCAAGUAUAGUUCCUGUAUUUACAUGAACACUAACUUAUAAUGUUUUCAAAUAUGAAAUAGCCUUAUUUAGUGAUGAGGCUGCAUAUGGUAGAGGAGACUGGCGUGUAAAGUUAACUUAUGUGGAAUUUUUGUUUUUGUGUGACUUACAGACUACCUCUUUUGGGACCAAGCCCAAAAUUAAGGAGAAUGGUUUGUUCCAGCAUGGUUCUGUUUGUUCAUUUUUGAUAGUUGUGUGAUACAACUUUGUUUAAUAGAAAUUUAUUACUUGAUGCUUGACAUACAAAAGAAUGUACAAAAUAUUUUUUGAUAAGCUUUUUAACUUGUUUGAAUGGUUGAGCUAACAUGGUACUCAAGUUCUUUUUCAGUCAGUAAAGGUAAAACAUACAAAAUGUCUCUUACCUACUAAGACCUAAAUUCUCUUCCUAAAUGUGACAUUAAGGAGCUGGGCAUGCAGUAGUUUAAAAUUUUAUCCUAAACUACUUUAAUAAGUAUUUCCAUUUCUAAAAGCCCAUUAAAUAAAGGAGUACAAUAAGCAUAGAGCCUUAAAAUCUUGCAAGCUGAUAGGGUAUCUAAUAGUAGUUGUUCACCUCAAAAUUUCAAAGAACCACUUAAAGGACUAAAAAAACCUUUGUGAAGUUGGCUAAAGGUAUAUCUAAAUAUAAGAAGAACUACUAUCAAAGAAUGCUAAUGAUAUACUCAUUAACUUGAUUGUACUCCAAAAAUAACCUGUUAAAUUAACUGAAUAUUGUGUUGUCCUUUAAACAGUGUGCUAAGUUCUAGAAGUUCCUUGACCUUUUGAACUAAUUUGCUCACAAUACAAGGCUCUUUAAAUGAGAACCUUGAGAAUAAAAAGUUUUCUACAGUUUGCGUUUUUUUGGUACUGUCAUCAGUCAUUAGCUGUGGGAACAUAAAGGUCAGACCUUGACAUCCUUCCUUACAUAGUAUACCAGUCUGCUGGUAGUCCUGUUGACUUCAGCAGGGGCUACCUGUCCCAUAAGGCUCCUUCAGUGUGAAGGAAAAAUGGGAAGACACAGCCCUGAAUUAGCUGAUGCUUUUAUUUUGGUGCCAGAGGCUUUUCAUGAAAUUUUGAUUCUAAGCUUACAAGUAAUUUCAAGACUCUCUCUUAGCCUUUAUGAACUGUAAUGUCAUAUGUCUAAGCAUAUUUUAUGUUGCAUGCCAUUUCUGUUCUACCAGAAUUGCCUAUUGAGUAGUCUGCUAUAUAGAGAACUUGAGCUUAUUUUAAGGGGUAAACACAUGGGAACACAUUCUUCUGUAAGAUUUGUGUAGGGGAAAGAAAACAGGUGUAUAAUAUAUAUAUAUAUAUAUAUAUAUAUAUAUAUAUACUAAAAAUUUAACUAUUCUAAAUACUUUUUUAAAAAAUAAAUUGUUUGAGACUACCUUACUAAAUUGAAAUCAUUGAGGUUUUUCAUGCUUUUACAGGAGAUUAUAUUACAAUUAAAAUAGCAUUUCAACUUGAAAAGUGUAUGUGAAAACUGUACCAUCAUUUCUGAUAAUACAAUGCUUGAAAUUCAUUUUAAAUGUUGGUUUAGCCAUUAGCAUCAGUUGGUAUUUUAAAGUCAAUUUUUUCUUUUCCUAAUUUUUCUGCACUAAGGACUGCAUAGUAUGAACUCAGAGUUUGUCCUUGCACUGAAAAAAAACUACUGUUUAAUUUUUGCAAGCAUUUAACAACUUCUUGAGAGAUCAUUAUUUUCUUUCUUCCAUUUUAUUUAUAUGCCUGCAUUCUCAUUCUGUCAGAGAGCCUGGCUUUCUGUAUGUGGCGCUUUUUAAAUAAAAUUUUAUCUGAGCUCUAGCUAGUUCAUGAAACUUUAUGAUCUGUUUGUUUUUAUAACUACUGGGUGAGUAAUCUAAAAUGAGGGAGGUGAAGGUGCAGAAAUACUCUGGAAUUAGUAGCUUUUUAUUGAAAUGCAUGUCUAAAAUUCUCACAGCUGCUGUGGUCUUUUUUUGCUUCUUAAUAACUGCUUUUCUGCAAAUCUGACAUGUUAUCUAGCAACCAGAUUUCACAGUUUGCUAGAUCCUGUGGAAAGAUUUUCAGUUUACUUGGACUGAGAUUUCUCUGCUCCAGUUUACCUGUUAUGGAAUGUGUCUCUGCCCAUGGGAUCUAAUGCUCACUAUUGUUAAGAGCAGAAGAGAACAAAAUGUUUGGGUCUGUACGGUCAUGUAACAGCUUGUCUGUUUGCCCCCAGUUCUCACAAUAGGAGUCUGCACCUAAAGUAGCUUUGGUUGAUGGGGAGUGAGGGAUUUUAUGUGCAGCUGUCCCACCGCAGGAGAAGGAAGUCGAUGCCUGCCCUGUGCUCUGUAUGCAUACAUACGUGUGUACUCGGGUGGUUUCUUCACCAGCCACUUCAGCAAGUUGUGUGUUCCCUGUGGAUCAAGCUCACAGUGCACUGCAGGGCUGUGUCUGGCUGGCAAUGCACCAAAG